Messenger RNA from Agrilus planipennis (emerald ash borer), 3968 nucleotides. RefSeq names its product protein lingerer (gene lig). The transcript has 17 exons. Lineage: Eukaryota; Metazoa; Arthropoda; Insecta; Coleoptera; Buprestidae. The coding region runs from base 219 to 3659 and encodes 1146 amino acids. The record is from RefSeq and is a predicted model, not a curated record. Gene Ontology annotation, molecular function: protein binding. Gene Ontology annotation, cellular component: cytoplasm; nucleus.
UGUAUUAAUGGCGAAUUUACCGAUUUUUAGUUUUGCUAUAUGUCAAAAGACAAUUCUUCAUUGCUUGAAAUGGCGUCCCUCCACAUGGCCAUUAUAAAUGUUUCUUACUUGUAAAGAUGUAUUAAUUAAUUACAUCGUAAUAAGUGAUUUACUUCAUGUGAAAACGUACUUCGACUUUUGAUAAGUUGUAUAUACUAACCUGUACAUAUACUGUAAAGAUGAGUUCAAAUACUAAAUCCACCUCGAAAGGUGGUAAAGGGUCAAAAGGAGAAACUAACAAAUCAAAUAAACAGGACAAAGGAGAUACAGGAAAAAUAUCAAAUGAUAAGUCACAACAUAUUGGCGCAGGAGAAGGAGCAAAAUCACAAAAAAGUAUUGAAAUUGAUGUAAAAGAAAAAGUGUUUAAAUUGAUAGAGUUCACUCAGCGUUCAGAAGAAGAGGUGUGCUUUGCUUUACAACAAUGUGACAAUGAUCCCGAUCAGGCUGUUAAUAUGCUGUUUGAACAAGGCACAGAGGGUGAAUGGGAAACUAGAAGCAAGAAAAAAAAGAACAGGCAAGCUUCAGUGAGCAAGGGUGAUGGUGCAGAUGUUGGAGGGACUGGUGAGUGGAAUGAGAAUCAGACUCAGUCAGGGGACAAAGACAAAUCUCGGAACAAAAGUGGUGGACCCCCACGUCUUCACGGGAGGAACAAUGACAGCCGUGGAUGGAAAGGAAGAGAAAACAAGGAAAAUGAACGCAACAACACGGACGAGGGCGGUCAGUCAGAAAGAAGAGAAAGACGGGGUCGAUCAGGGGGACCGACUCGUGGUGGUGGCGGACGAGGAAGAGGUGGCGGUCGUGCAGGUGGACGUUAUCCACCCCGCGGUGGUAACCGUAACAACAAUUCGUUCAACAACCGCCCGAUCGAUACUUGGGACAAUGCGACCAGUUGGAAUAACACAACCGUCACCUUUUCUUCGUCCCAGACUAACAAAGAAGAAGUGUGGGACGAUUUUCCGACCACGGAUGACUGGUCCACCGAAGAGUACACUGGUAGUUUGGCCGAUACGAAAGUGUUCACGCCUAGCACACAACAGCAAGGGGAUACAGAUGUCGGAAUCGAUGUGGCUUCGAAUCUGGAUGCCAACGGUACCAUGCAACCCCCGUCGAUCGUUGAUCCCUCCACCCUUGGUUCUGCUGCCCAGCAAUUAUCCCAUGCAAUGGAUAUGCACAACCAGGGAACUAAUCCAAUUACCUCAAUGAGUCCCACGUCAAUGGUGGGUGGCCCGCUGAACGCGGCACAGACGCAAUAUUUGAGCAACUUCACGCAACAGAAUUCAGAAACUCUCAAAUCCGUGCAAUAUGGAAAUGCUUCGGUAGCGGCAGCGGCCGGGCCCCCGCAAGCACAGUACAACUCGGGACAAGUGUUCGUCAAUGCAAAUGCAGCGGCACCCACGGCCGGAUCUCAGCCCUACGCCAGUGCGCCGCAGACUUACGGCGGUGCGCCACAAACUUACGGCGGUGCGCCAGCGCAGAAUUCGUAUGGUGGUACGGCUUACUACAGGGGCACAGGCAAUGAACACACGGGACAAGCGCAGCAGGCCACCACCAGAGCGAAGACGCAGAGGGCGCGUGUACCUCCACCAUCCAAGAUACCUUCGAGUGCAGUAGAAAUGCCUGGAGAUCUGAAUAGUAGCAUCGGGUUUUUGGACGUACAGUUCGGAGCCAUGGAUUUUAUGUCGGAUGGCAAUUCAUUUGAUGGGGACAAGUAUGCGUCUCAAAAUGAGUCUACCAAUAGUGUGAAUGCAAACGCGAAUCUUGACCUCAGUCAGACGGGACAAAACGCUCCCUCAAUCGACGCGUAUUCGACCACAAAGCAGGGCAACCAAGGCAGUAUUACUUCAGCGCUUUCGCAAAACCUUUCGAACACGGACGCAAUGCCGCAGCAAACUAGCGAACACCUGACGAAUACGUAUAACACGGUGUCGAGGAGUUCGGCGCAGGUGACGAACGCGGCGGCGGUUGGCGUCGUGGCGCCUUCGUCGGCGCCUACCAUGGACAUUAACAAGCAAGCUUCUGACACACAUUCGUACGCUCCUUCGUCCACGUACAAUUCGUAUCAAACAAAGACUUCGACUGCGUAUCCGGCGCAAAACUACAACUCGUCUAGUUACAAUCCCGCUCAGACAACGACAAGUUCGUACACGGCUAAUCAGGGUAGCAGCAGUUACUCCAGCGGUAAUGCCGGAUCCUACAACGCUUCCAGUGCUACGGCUGGGUAUCAGAAUGCGUAUUCGUCGAAUUCGUACCAAGGAAACUCGGGAUCAUCUGGAGGAUUCCCUUCAAUCAGCCAGGCCAAUACUUAUCCUGCGCAAACAGCCACAGCAGCCGCAGGCAAUCAAAGCUAUCAGCAUAACGCUAGUCAAUCGGUCUACGGUUCGAAUGCAGGUUUAAAUAGCACAUCCGGUUUUGGCAACACGUCGUCUAGCACUAAUCAGUACAGUACCUACAAUUCGACGAGUAACAAAUUGAAGGAUUCUUCGUACGACACGAGCAACACGACGACACCCAGUUCGGCGACGAACACGAGCAGUAGCGUCAAUACAACAACGGCGUCAUUAUCGCUCUCUCAAACAACCACGACUGGAACUAAGACUGCAACCACAUUAGCCAAAAAUACAAGUAGUGUUAUGUCGAAUAUUCCACCUGGUGUUGCUGCCCCCGUGAUGAGUACGCAGUAUAUAAUGAGCCAGGGAAUACCCUAUUUCCAACAACCCAUUUAUUCAUUCGAAGAUAUGCAAUUGUUACAACAAAGGAUUCCACACAUGACGACCGGUUAUUAUGACAUGAGUUAUCAGACGCCAACAACGCUGGCGGCGGUCCGCGACGGCGCCCUGGCUAACGUGGCUUACUCGAUCUCGGAUGGACGGUUCACACGCGGUGAUAACACUUCGCCAGUCCCAUCAACCCUCUCCCAACAGACCAACACGCUCACGCAGGGACAUCAGCAAGCACAGCCUAUGCUUGCCCAAACUGCAGGGCCCGCACCCUUCUUCUACACCGCGGCCGCAUACAAUCCCAUGCAACCCACAUACCAGUUUGGGGCUGUUUAUCCUCAACUGCCAACUGUCACAAAUGCUCACGGAUCGAACAGUACGAGCCAGUACCCAAAACCCGCGACGUACGCUUCUGGAUAUGGGUCAGGCUACGACGCCCUGUCUCAGUCACAAGAAUACGGCAAAGGGGGAUACAUGAGCAACACACAGGGUCAGAACAAGGGCGCCGCUGCCAAUUCGUCAUCUACUGGAUCUACCGGAAACGAUCUCACAGCUGUGUAUGGAAAAUCUCAUACAGCAUUAGGCAAAGUCAAUUCGUAUGAGAAGCAGGGUUUUCAUUCGGGCACGCCUCCUCCAUUUACUGGACCGCUCCAUGGUAGUCAGAAUGCGGGACUGGCGCCCAGUGGAACAGGUUACGGGCCCCAAAUGUAUAUCCCCACAAUAGCCCCACAUCAACAGCACCAUUCGACUCAGUUGAUGCAUCAGCCUUUACAUCAGAUUGAAGUACGGCACCAAAACCGGCGUAUGGAGUCUAGCAACAGUAGUGGCCAACGUUCGCAAGCUGCGAAUCAGGGAAAGUCCGGGAAUAAGCAGUACCCUACGUCCUACUGGAAUCAGGCAUAAAAAGCGCGACAUUCAGUUUUAUUAUUAUCCCUCUUUUUCUCCGUCGUCGGUUUUUUUGCUUUUUUCCACCAAAUCACUACUGCUGCAAUGACAGUCGCAGCCGCAGCCGCAUCCUUUAAUAAUAUAUAUUAUUGUGUAAUUAUAUUUAAAGUAACAUUUGUGACCCAAGCAGCGUAUGGCUUUAGAAAAGACGAUGACUUGAUUUCGAGUCAUCCUUUUGCAUUUAGUUUCUAGCCGCGAACAAGCGGCAUAUUAAUAAUUAUUACUACUACUUCUACGAUUAAUAAAUUAUUACUUUGUAUACAUACA